Messenger RNA from Drosophila novamexicana, 3402 nucleotides. RefSeq lists its product as uncharacterized. Gene Ontology annotation, molecular function: long-chain fatty acid-CoA ligase activity. Bases 59 to 3322 code for a protein of 1087 amino acids. Gene Ontology annotation, biological process: long-chain fatty acid metabolic process; fatty-acyl-CoA biosynthetic process. The transcript has 6 exons. The record is from RefSeq and is a predicted model, not a curated record. NCBI's taxonomy places the organism in Eukaryota, Metazoa, Arthropoda, Insecta, Diptera, Drosophilidae.
AAGGCUGCCAGAUUCACUUUCGUCAAUCAGUUAAUAAAGUCAACUAGUUCUUUUCACAAUGUCUUACAAGCCGGAGAGCACCUACGAUGCGGAGCGCAAAAUUUGGAGUGGAAAAGAUGAAUGUGAAUACUUUUCACCCGAUCUCUCCAUUGGAGAGCUCACUUUUCAUGAAAUGCGACGUCAUCCAAAGCUGAUAGCUCAAAUCUCGGACACUGAAAAUACUGUGUUGACAAGGGAGGAGCUCCAUUUAAACUCGAUGCGUGUGGCCAGCUAUAUGAGAUCUUUGGGCUUGCAACAAUCGGACAUAGUGGGAAUCAUAGCGAGAAAUACUACGCACAUCUUCGCCGUGGCCUAUGCAUGUUUUUUCAAUGGGAUUGCCUUCCACUCACUCAACAUCACCUAUGAGAAAACGACUAUUGAGAAGCUCUUUGAUAUUACGAAGCCGCGUUUAAUAUUUUGCGAUGGUGAAGAGUAUGAGAAAGUUAAAUUGGCUACGGAAGGCUUAAGCGUGAAGAUUAUUACAAUGCGUAACCAUCAGAUCGGCUCCAUUAGCAUUGAGGAAGUGCUGGCUACGCCUGUGGAACCAAACUUUGAACCCUCUCGUCUGGAGCAUGGAAAUGAUCAAACUCUGGCCAUUCUCUGCUCUUCAGGCAGUACGGGUACGCCGAAGGCAGUGACCAUCUCGAAUAGUCGCAGGAUCCUUAACAUGACCACACAUCUGACCACUGCUGACGUUCAGUACACGCACAGUACUCUAGAUUGGGUGACCGGACUCAUAGCCACGGUCACUUCGGGAAUAUACAGCACCAAACGAAUUAUAGCCGAUAAUGUUUUUGACCCUGCUCGUCUUCUGCGCAUUAUUGAGCAGCACAAAGUCACGUGGCUGAUGCAGGCACCCUCUCACUUGGCUAUGUCUGCCAAUUGCCCUGAAUUUGAGCAAUCCAACCUGCAAAGCAUACAGGACUACUUUUACGGAGGUGGUCACUGCUCCUUGGACGCGCAACAUAAAAUAAGGAGUCGUUUGCAACGCGAUUGCAUGCACUUAAUGUACGGUUUUACAGAGGUGGGAAGUGCUAUAGCCGUAAACUUAAACUUUGAUAAGAAACCUAAAUCAGUUGGACAACUGUUGAAUGGAUUCAAGCUGAAGAUACUCGAUGAUCAGGGACAGCCCCUGGGACCAAACGAAGUGGGUGAAAUAUGCGUCUAUUCUGGUCAAUAUUGGGCCGGUUAUUAUGGAAAUCCCGAGGAGACACACAAAAUACGUGACUCGAAUCUAUGGUUUCACAGUGGGGAUCUUGGUUAUAUGGAUGACGAGGGUUUCCUCUACAUUGUGGAGCGGAAAAAGGAAAUGCUCAAGUACCAGAACAUCAUGUAUUACCCAAACGAAAUAGAAGAAUUGAUUGCUCAGAUGCCAGAAGUGGCAGAGGUCUGUGUGUUUGGCAUCUGGAAUCAAUUCAACGGCGACGAGGCCGCUGCUGCUGUCGUGAAGAAGAUUGGAUCCAGCAUACACGCACAAGACGUGGUGGACUAUGUGGAGCAGCAUUGCACUGCUAAGUAUAAACAUUUACAUGGAGGUGCCAUCAUUGUGGAUGACCUGAAGCGUACUGCCAACGGCAAAACUAAUCGCCAGGCCACAAAGGCCUAUUUUCUCGAGGUUAAAGAUAGAAAUUAUGAACUCGUUGCAUUCACAAUGAUUUACAGACCGGACAACACCUACGAUGAGGAGAGCAGAAUCUGGAAUGGUCAGCAGGAACGUGAAUAUUUUGCACCCGAUCUAUCCAUUGGAGACAUCAUUUUCCAUGAAAUGCGACGUCAUCCGAAGCUGAUAGCUCAAAUCUCAGACACUGAAAAUACUGUGCUGACCCGGCAGGAGCUCCAUUUGAAUUCAAUGCGCGUGGCCAGUUUUAUGAGAUCUUUGGGCUUGCAACAAGUGGACAUUGUGGGAAUCAUAGCCAGAAAUACUACGCACAUCUUUGCCGUGGCCUAUGCAUGUUUUUUUAACGGGAUUGCCUUCCACUCACUCAACAUCGCCUACGAGCAGGCGACCAUUGAGAAGCUAUUUGAUAUUACGAAGCCGCAUUUAAUAUUUUGCGAUGGUGAGGACUAUGAGAAAGUGAAAUUGGCCACAAAAAACUUAAACGUGAAGAUUAUUACAAUGCGUAACCAUCAGAUCGGAUCCAUUAGCAUUGAGGAAGUGCUGGCUACGCCUGUGAAACCAAAUUUUGAACCCUCUCGUCUGGAGCAUGGAAAUGAUCAAACUCUGGCCAUUCUCUGCUCUUCAGGCACUACGGGUACACCCAAGGCAGUGACCAUCACGAAUAGUCGCAGGAUCCUAAACUGUAGCACACAUCUGACCACUGCUGACGUUCAGUACACGCACAGUACUCUAGACUGGGUGACCGGACUCAUAGCCACGGUCACUUCGGGAAUAUAUAGCACCAAGCGAAUUAUAGCCGAUAAUGCCUUCGACCCUGCUCGUCUUCUGCGCAUUAUUGACGAGCACAAAGUCACGUGGCUGAUGCAGGCACCUUCCCACUUGGCUUUAACUGCCAAUUGCCCGGAAUUCAAGCAGGCCGACCUACUAAGCAUACGAUCCUACUUUUACGGAGGUGGCCGAUGCUCCUUGGAGGCGCAACAUAAAAUAAGAAGUCGUUUGCGCCAUGAUUGCAUGAGAUUGGCUUAUGGCUUCACAGAGUUAGGAAGUAUGGUAUCUAUGAACUGGCAUUUUGAUGAAAAACCCAAUUCGGCUGGCCGUUUGAUAGAUGGCUUCAAGCUGAGGAUACUCGAUGAUCAGGGACAGCCCCUGGGACCAAACGAAGUGGGUGAAAUAUGCGUCUAUUCUGGUCAAUAUUGGGCCGGUUAUUAUGGAAAUCCCGAGGAGACACACAAAAUACGUGACUCGAAUCUAUGGUUUCACAGUGGGGAUCUUGGUUAUAUGGAUGACGAGGGUUUCCUCUACAUUGUGGAGCGGAAAAAGGAAAUGCUCAAGUACCAGAACAUCAUGUAUUACCCAAACGAAAUAGAAGAAUUGAUUGCUCAGAUGCCAGAAGUGGCAGAGGUCUGUGUGUUUGGCAUCUGGAAUCAAUUCAACGGCGACGAGGCCGCUGCUGCUGUCGUGAAGAAGAUUGGAUCCAACAUACACGCACAAGACGUGGUGGACUAUGUGGAGCAGCAUUGCACUGCUAAUUAUAAACAUUUACAUGGAGGUGCCAUCAUUGUGGAUGACCUGAAGCGUACUGCCAACGGCAAAACUAAUCGCAGGGCCACAAAGGCAUAUUUUCUCGAAGUAAAAUAUAGAAAUGAAAUUUAUGGAGCACCUUAAGAAAUUUUAAUAAUGCAAUAAAAACAUUUAUAAGUUUUAACUUGAAUAAAAGAUCUGCAAAUAUCAUCUAUUUAAAUAAA